Toxorhynchites rutilus septentrionalis is the source of this 1141-nucleotide messenger RNA. Its product is annotated as estradiol 17-beta-dehydrogenase 8. Gene Ontology annotation, molecular function: oxidoreductase activity, acting on the CH-OH group of donors, NAD or NADP as acceptor. The coding region runs from base 200 to 940 and encodes 246 amino acids. The transcript has 3 exons. The record is from RefSeq and is a predicted model, not a curated record. NCBI's taxonomy places the organism in Eukaryota, Metazoa, Arthropoda, Insecta, Diptera, Culicidae.
CGGAAUGUUUUAACGUAAAAUGUGUGGUUCAGCAGCAUACAUAUACAAACGGUCCGCCAGAAUCAGAUGUUGCGUAGCUAACAUAUACGUGAUUAGUUGUUAUCUUACCACAGGUGAUGAGCUAACAUGUCCUAGCUGUACCUAUUAGAAUUGUUGAAUUUUACUGCCCGUUUAGUCUUCCAAAAAAGUGGGUAAUACCAUGAGUGGAUUGUUAUCAGGACGCCUCGCUUUUGUCACGGGUGCCGGAUCAGGAAUCGGUCGGGUAACCAGCCAGCUGCUCGCCCGAGAUGGUGCUACCGUCGUAGCAGUUGAUCGUAAUCUGGAUGCGGCCAAUGCCACUAUUGAAGCCCUCAACACGAAAAAUGAUCAUAUCGCCCUCGAAAUGGAUGUAUCGUCUAGCGAUAGCAUCUCCAAAGUGCUGAGAGCAGUCACCGAAAAAUAUAAGCGUCCACCGACGAUUGUAGUCAAUUCCGCUGGCAUUACGAGGGACAACUUCAUCCUCAAGAUGCCGGAAGCUGAUUUCGAUGCGGUGGUUAAUGUCAACCUCAAGGGCACCUGGUUGGUCUUGCAGCAAUUCGGCAAAGCCAUGGUGGAGCAUAACAGUGGUGGUUCGAUGGUGAAUGUUUCUUCGAUUGUGGCCCGAAGUGGUAACAUGGGUCAAUCGAACUAUUCCCCAAGCAAGGCAGGCGUCGAGGCAAUGACGAAAGUGGUGGCACGAGAAUUUGGACGGUAUAAUGUGCGCGUGAAUGCAGUAGUGCCCGGGUUCAUCGAAACGCCAAUGACCGAAACGGUCCCGCAGAAGGUGAAAGAUAUGGUUAUUAUGCAGUGUGCACUGCGACGUUUCGGGAAGCCGGAAGAAAUUGCUGAGGUUAUUUCCUUCCUGGCAUCGGAUAGGAGCAGUUAUAUCAACGGAACCUCAAUCGAAGUCACCGGAGGAUGAGCGAGUGACGAACGAUACGUUCAGGUGCUAUUGCAUUUAUUCACUUCCAGUGAUACCGACCAGAUAUUUUGUGAGUGAGGAGUGUUCUUUCAAAUCCGUGAAAAGAUACAUUUCGUGAUAGUGAACAAUGCUUUAAUGCAACGCUGAAACAGAUAUAACGACAAUAAACGAACGAACGUGUGAAUAAAUUCGUAACAUGUG